Messenger RNA from Chenopodium quinoa (quinoa), 2350 nucleotides. Its product is annotated as chitin elicitor receptor kinase 1-like. The record is from RefSeq and is a predicted model, not a curated record. Gene Ontology annotation, molecular function: transmembrane receptor protein kinase activity; ATP binding. Gene Ontology annotation, biological process: innate immune response; protein phosphorylation. Bases 261 to 2063 code for a protein of 600 amino acids. NCBI's taxonomy places the organism in Eukaryota, Viridiplantae, Streptophyta, Magnoliopsida, Caryophyllales, Amaranthaceae. The transcript has 12 exons.
CAUUUUAUCCUUCAAUUAGUAGUUUCGUAUUUUAUUUGAACAUCUUAUUUGUUUUUUGAUGCAAAUGGCAAAAAACACAGCUAAAAUCUUUGACCAUUGACUAAUCAAUAUGAAAACCCAGCUCAAUUUGAAUCCUGUUUAGAGUCAACUUUCCAAUUAAACCUUCAAUUUUGGUUUCUGAUGCGAUUUGGGGAAAAGGGUAUCAAUUGAUUUCUUGAAUAAUCCCUCAAUUGAUUAGGGUUUUUUUUUGGGGGGGUUUGAUGAUGAAGAAAUUAGGGUUUUUGUUUUCUGUUUUAAUUAGCUAUUUGGUAGUUGUUGAAUCAAUCUGUAGUAGAGGUUGUGAUUUGGGUUUAGCUUCAUACUAUGUUCAGUCAGGUGAUACUCUUCUUGUCAUAGCAAAUCACUUUCAAACUUCAACUGCUGAUAUUAUGAGCUAUAAUCCCCAAAUCACGGAUGAAAAUAGCAUUCAAAGGAAUAUCCGGAUUAAUAUUCCGUUUUCUUGUAAUUGUAUAAAUGAAAGUUUUCUUGGUCAUAAUUUUAGUUACCAGAUUGAGACUGGCGAUACGUAUACAACUAUUGCAGCAAACAAAUAUGCCAAUCUUACUACUGCUAGUUGGCUUCAGAAUUUUAAUAACUAUACGGCGACUAACCUUACAGUUAGUGGCAACCUUAAUGUGAUUAUUAACUGUUCUUGUGGAAAUAGCAGCGUGUCCACGGAUUAUGGGUUGUUCAUUACUUAUCCACUUCGUCCUGGUGAUAGCUUAAGCUCUAUUGCGCGGACAGCUAAUUUGAAUGCGAGUUUGUUGCAGAGGUAUAAUCCUGGUGCAGACUUUAAUGAUGGAAAUGGGCUCGUUUAUAUUCCUGGAAGAGACAAAAAUCAAAAUUAUCCUCCAUUGAUUUCAGAAUCAAGCCCAGGACCAGGUGGACCUUCCAAAGGAAUUUCUCUUGGAGCCAUAGCUGGUAUAUGUGUGGCAGUUGGAUUAUGUGUGCUCUUGAUUGCUUGGUAUCUUGUCUAUAUAAGAAGAAAGAAGAGGAAAGCAGCAGCGUUACUUUUUGAUAAGCCCCAGUUAACACCAGCUGCUGUGGCUGUUAAUCCUAAGCAUCCUGGCAUAGCAGUUGAUAAGUCAGUGGAGUUUUCUUAUGAAGAGCUUGCAAACGCUACUAGUAAUUUCAGUUUGGCUAACAAAAUUGGUCAAGGUGGAUUUGGAGCUGUUUACUAUGGGGAGCUAAGAGGCGAGAAAGCAGCUAUCAAGAAGAUGGAUAUGCAAGCAACAAAAGAAUUUCUUGCUGAACUGAAGGUCUUGACACAUGUUCAUCACCUGAACUUGGUUCGCUUGAUUGGAUACUGUGUUGAGGAUUAUCUCUUCCUGGUAUAUGAGUAUAUUGAAAAUGGAAACUUGAGUCAACAUUUGCGUGGUUCAGGAAAAGCUGUUCUGCCAUGGCAUGCCAGAGUACAGAUUGCUCUUGAUUCAGCAAGAGGUCUUGAAUAUAUCCAUGAGCACACUGUACCUGUCUACAUCCAUCGUGAUAUUAAAUCUGCUAACAUAUUGAUUGACAAUAAUUUCCAUGCAAAGGUUGCAGAUUUUGGAUUGACAAAGCUAGUGGAGGUUGGAAAUGCGUCUUUACCAACUCGUUUAGUGGGCACAUUUGGAUACAUGCCGCCAGAGUACGCCCAAUUUGGUGAUGUCUCUCCCAAAGUAGAUGUUUUCGCUUUUGGUGUUGUUCUCUUUGAACUCAUAUCAGGCAAGGAAGCUGUGGUAAAAGGAAGUGAAUCAUCUCUUCAACCACAGGGCCUUGCUACUUUGUUCCAGGAUGCUUAUAGUGAGUCUGAUCCGAACAGUAUAUGCAAACUAGUGGAUCCGAAACUUGGAGAAGACUACCCUCUGGACUCUGUUUUCAAGAUGGUAGAGCUAGCAAGAGCAUGUACUCAUGAGAAUCCCGAACUGCGACCUAGCAUGAGAUCUGUUGCAGUUGCUUUGAUGUCCUCCUCAUCAACCAUAGAAAAUUGGGAUACAGGUUCGUUCCAUGAAUAUGGCCUUAGAAAUCUUGGGUCUGGAAGAUAGCAGAAAAUGGAGGAUGCUAACAUAUAUCUUCUACCAAUUCUUUUUAAAUGUAAUCAGUAAAUGACAUUGAAUUAUUGAUAUAGAUAGAUUUUCAGUUGUGGUAUGGUCUCAUGAUCUUUUUCCACACUUGUGUCUUCUAUUUUUUUUUUAAAUUUACAUCUUUUUAUUGAAUCUAGCGUUGUUCAAACAUUCGGACUAGCCUAACUCGAAGUGACAUUGUAAAAUUUUCUUUUCUUGUGUAUAAUUGAAUAGUGAAUUGAAAGGUUUUGUUGUAGUUGUUGAUAAAA